Messenger RNA from Rotaria sp. Silwood1, 656 nucleotides. The record is from the annotation of a GenBank genome assembly. NCBI's taxonomy places the organism in Eukaryota, Metazoa, Rotifera, Eurotatoria, Philodinida, Philodinidae.
AUGAACAAAUUGAAAAUACCACUUGGAAAACCUCAAGAAACAUUUUUAGUACUUGAAGAAACUUUACAAUUUUUUGCUUGGCUAAUUGUUAAUAAUACCAAGACAGUCGAGUCAUCUUCGUCUGAACAAACAAAUCGUUCUUCAACUCCAUCAUCGACUACAAAUCUUCCGGUUACAUCAUCAUCAUCAAGUGAAGUUAAUCUUCCAACUGAUAAAGGUGAUUGGUGGUGUGAUUUAUAUCGAUGGGAUCGUCUAUUACAAUUAAUUGAAGCACUUAAAAAAUGUAUGUAUAAAGGUGCCACUCUUUCACUUCCACAAUUGCCUAAAACGGUAAAAUUCUUUUUUAUUACAAAUAAAUUUACAUGUCUGGAAUGGGUUAAUCGUAUUUGUAUUCCAAUUAUUUUAACAGCCGUACGUUGUGGUCAAUAUGAAUCUGCUGUGCGAAAUUGUAAUCAAUAUCUAAUGCAUGUUUGUGCACUAGGUCAAGCAGGGAUUUAUGGUUGUUAUUUAAGUCUUCAUCAAUGGCCAGAAUUGAUAACAUGGAAUGAUGCAUGUAUUCAAAUGCAAAUGGCUUUUUUACAAGAUGAUAAGGAUGAUUUACGCCCAGCGAUGGAAACAAGGGUGUGGGUGUGGGUGUGGGUGUGUGCGUGUGGGUG